Molecule: messenger RNA, 554 nt
Organism: Drosophila arizonae
Lineage: Eukaryota; Metazoa; Arthropoda; Insecta; Diptera; Drosophilidae
Product: protein Nazo
Source: RefSeq, a predicted model, not a curated record
UUCACCAAUCAAAUCAUCCUUAAGUUAUUUUUCAUACAGUGAAAACUAGAAUUAAUUAAAAUGCCAAUUGAUACCCGCGAGCUAAUGGAAGCCAUUGCCAUCAUAGCCGAUGAACGAAAUAUCCGGGUUGCAGUAAAACAAUCAGGAAAAGGAACAGCGAUUUGUGCUGCUUGCUGCUUUGCUGGCGGCUUAUUAAUGGGUCCUGUGGGCCUAGCUGUUGGCGGCGCUGCCGGAGGAAUCGCUGCCUAUAAAUUGACCAGUGGUACGUUUAGGCCGCUGGGGGAAGUUAUAUUGAACGACUUAACAGACGCACAGCGCGAACAGCUGGUGCAACAUGUAACAACAGCUGUAGCUGACGUACGACCAACGGAUUUAGUAAUGUUGCUGCCUUUGAUAACGCAGAACGCAUCUAUUCAACAAGCAGUGCUCAAUACAAUUAUGUCCUUUGUUACAAAUGAGCUACGGAUGCAGAUCAUUGAUUGAACUGUUAUAUGUGAGCAUGUGAUUUUACCUAUGUACCAUAAUUCUAUAAAUAAAAAUGCCCUAGAAAUUAU